GAGCAGCCCCAAAGUUUAAAAAGCCAAGGGAGCCUGUCUCUAUUUAGCAGAGGCACAGUCCAAGCCAGAAGAGAACCAGGAACUUAGAAACAUGUCUGGGAAGCCCAAGCUCAUCUACUUCAAUGGAAGAGGACGAAUGGAGCCGGUCCGAUGGCUGCUGGUGGCAGCCGGGGUGGAGUUUGAGGAAGUUUUUCUGGAUACAAGAGAGCAGUAUGUGAAGUUAAUCAAAGAUGGAUCCCUGAUGUUUCAGCAACUGCCACUGGUGGAGAUCGAUGGGAUGAAGAUGGUGCAGACCAGAGCCAUCCUCAGCUACAUAGCCGGGAAAUACAAUCUCUACGGGAAGGACUUGAAGGAGAGAGCCUUCAUUGACAUGUAUGUGGAGGGAAUAACAGAUCUGAUGCACAUGAUUAUGAUGUUUCCUUUCUCUCCACCUGAGGCAAAGGAGAAAAAUCUGGCCUUAAUUAUGGAGAGGGCAACACACAGGUAUUUCCCAGUCUUUGAAAAGACUUUGAAACAGCAUGGCCAAGACUUUCUUGUUGGCAACCGAGUCAGCUGGGCAGAUGUUCAGCUGAUAGAAGCCAUUUUAGCAGUGGAGGAGAAAAUCCCUGCUGUGCUGUUGGGGUUUGCCCAGUUGCAGGCUUUUAAAACAAGAAUGAGCAACAUGCCUGCAAUUAAGAAAUUUCUGCAGCCUGGCAGCCCAAGGAAACCUCCUCCAGAUGACCAUUAUGUAGCAACUGUGCUGAAAGUCUUGACGGACGAAUGGAGUCCACAUUAACCUCAGUAAGGCCCAAAAUAUUUUAAAAAGCCCUAAAGCAAGUAGGCAGCUCAGUAAAUUACUACUGUUACAGUUAAAACCAAUUGUAAAAAGAAUUAUAAAGUGAAAUAAAACAUACCGAUUAUUCUGGCAA
Dromaius novaehollandiae (emu) is the source of this 908-nucleotide messenger RNA. RefSeq names its product glutathione S-transferase-like. Gene Ontology annotation, molecular function: glutathione transferase activity. The transcript is spliced from 7 exons. The record is from RefSeq and is a predicted model, not a curated record. Gene Ontology annotation, biological process: glutathione metabolic process. Lineage: Eukaryota; Metazoa; Chordata; Aves; Casuariiformes; Dromaiidae. The coding region runs from base 92 to 775 and encodes 227 amino acids.